GCCAUUACCGAGAACACCACAGCACCACAAAAGCCUUCUCCUUUUUUUUUUCCAAGUCCAUGUAAGAAAAAAGAAAGGAUUACUCUUUGUUCCUUCUUUUUAUCAAAGUUCUUCUUUGGUGCAAACAAAAAUUCAAGAAUCUUUUUGUAUACGAUGAGAAUCCGGAAACGACAAGUUCCUCUUCCUCUUUCGUCUCUAUUACCUGUUCCUCUAUCAGAUCUCUACUUUAACAGGUCACCCACGGCCACCACCGCUCCAUACUUUUGCGGCCAAGACAGAGACGGUGUUCUUGCUUCUCUUCUUCAGCUUCCGCCACCACCGUCACCGGUUACUGAUCGGUUGAUUAAAAGAGAUGUGAUUAGGAAGAAUGAGAAGAAAGCUUUGAAGGAUGAGGAUGAUGAUGAUGAUGAUGAUGUAGACGUGAAGAGUAGUACUGAUGCAUCUGGCAGCAAGAACGUUAAUCCCCUAGGAGAAUCCGACUCUUCAACAAAAGUUGUCGAGAAGAAUGUUGUUACUUUGAGGAAGAGAAGAAGCUUUAUAAGCUUCGAGGAACAAGGAGACGAUGAGGAGGAAGAAGAAGCUAAUCUUUGUAAAAAAGGGAAGAAGAGAGCCAAAAAGAGCGGUGCAUUAGAGGAAGGAUCACGGUGCAGCCGCGUUAACGGUAGGGGAUGGAGAUGUUGUCAGCAAACUCUUUAUGGGUAUUCUCUUUGUGAGCAUCAUCUUGGUAAAGGAAGGGUAAGGAGCAUGAACAAGAGUGCAAGCCGUCGUGGCGGCGAGAAAAAGGAGGUGGUGAUGGAAGUGAAGAAGAAGAAGAGAGUGAAGCUUGGAAUAGUAAAGGCGCGUUCCAUAAGUAGUUUGCUUGGACAAACCAGCACAAGUAGUGGUAAUGCUGAUGUUGUGGUUUCUACUGAGAGUGAGAUAAGUGCACCUGCUGAUCAGUUUGCUGCUUCUGAUAAGUAAGUCCGUCGAUCAGCAUUUACAGUUGUGUGUAUAUGUUUGUGUACAUAAUGACAAUGGACAUUCUAUGUUUAUGAACACUGUGCCUGUCGAUUGAUCGAGGACUUGGCGUUUUCAUCAUACAAUAUA
Messenger RNA from Brassica oleracea var. oleracea, 1086 nucleotides. RefSeq lists its product as uncharacterized. The transcript has 4 exons. The record is from RefSeq and is a predicted model, not a curated record. Lineage: Eukaryota; Viridiplantae; Streptophyta; Magnoliopsida; Brassicales; Brassicaceae. The coding region runs from base 154 to 960 and encodes 268 amino acids.